AUGCCGCCAAAGGGAAAGCCCGACUACUCGGGCUACCAGUACUCGGCCCUCUCCUCGCUCGUCCUCAAUGCCGACAGAGGUCCCCGCAGAAACGAAGAGACCACCGGCGAGGCAGAGUCCCUCGCAGGCAGGAUCGACGUCCGCCAGAUGGGCUCCGCCGUGCGCCAAGAGGGCAUCAAGGACAUCGACAAGAAGCGCAAAAAGGCAGAGGAGCACGACGAGCUCCGCCAGCGGAACCCAAAGCGCAAGGCUGGCGCACUCACACAGACCUACGCAGACAUCCUCCAGGCAACCGCAGAGCUCGAGGGCCUCCGCUACCAGCCCCGCACCCCAGAGACAAGAGAGGUCUACGAACUCAUCCUCAGCCUCGUACACACCGCCCUCGGCGACCAGGCACAGGACGUCGUACGCUCCGCCGCAGACACGGUGCUCGAGGUGCUCAAGGACGACAACCUCAAGGACUUUGACAAGAAGCGCGACAUCGAGCAGUUUGUCGGCCCCUUGACCACCGAGACCUUUGGCCAGCUCGUCAACCUCGGGAAAAAGAUCACCGACUACGACCACGACCAGGCCGACCAGGCCGACCCCGACGCCGACAAGCGCGACGCCCUCAUGGACGACGAAAACGGCGUCGCCGUCCUCUUUGACAACGAGGACGAGGAGAGCGACCAGGACGAUGUCGGUUACGUGGUGCGCGACGGGUCAGACGACGAGUCCGACGACGACGACGAAGGGACAGGAGGCGAUGGUGCAGCGACCGCAGGCGCAGCCGCAGACGAGGCCGAGGCCACCGCCGAGGGCGGGGAUGACGCCGCCGGCGACGAAGGCCUCGUGAUCGGCUCCACAGCGGCAUCGCGCCAGCAGAAGGCGUCGUCGGCCCGCGAUCCGACCGCCGUCUCGCCGCACGAGAUCGACGCCUAUUGGCUGCAACGCCUCGUAUCGCAGCACUACCCGGAUGCCCACGAGGCCAGCGAAAAGACGACCGCCACUUUCGACAUCCUCUCGUCCGAGUCCGACACGCGAGAGUGCGAAAACAGCCUCAUGGAGCUCUACGACUACGACAAGUUCGACCUGGUCCAGAUCCUCACCAAGAACCGCGAGCUGGUCGUGUGGUGCACCAAGCUGGGCCGCGCCGACGACGACGAGCGCGUCAACGUCGAGGUGGCCAUGCGCGAAAAGGGCGUCGGGUGGAUCCUCAAGGCGCUCCGCGGCGCCGACGCCAGCUCGGGCAAGGCCGGCGCGACGGCGGCACCCGCAGGCCUCGUGCCGAUCGACCUCGACGACGCCAAGCAGCGCGCCCGCAAGCUCACGUCGCGCGCCACGAUUGCGCCCGGCUCGACUGCGCAGCCGCGGCGCGGCGUCGACCUCGAGGCGAUGGCCUUCAGCCAGGGCGGUCACCUCAACACCAACGCCAAGGUGCGGCUUCCCGAGGGGACCGUCAAGCACACCAAAAAGGGCUACGAGGAGAUCCACAUCCCCGCGCCCGUCAAGAAGACGAUCCCCGAGGGUGACUUGGUGACCAUUUCGAGCCUGCCCUUCUGGGCCCAGGCCGCCUUCCCGGGCGCCACCACCCUCAACCCGAUUCAGUCGCGCUGUUACCCGGUGGCGUUCGGUUCCGACGAGCCGAUGCUGCUAUGCGCCCCAACGGGUGCCGGCAAGACCAACGUGGCGAUGCUGACCAUCCUCAAUGAGGUGGCCAAGUGGCGCGACGAGGCGACGGGCGCAAUCGAUCUCGACGCCUUCAAGAUUGUCUACGUCGCGCCGAUGAAGGCGCUCGUGGCCGAGCAGGCCGCCAACUUCCGCGACCGCCUGCAGGCCUACGGCAUCACGGUCAACGAGCUGACGGGCGACAGCCAGCUGACCAAGGCCCAGAUCGCCGAGACGCAGAUCAUUGUCACGACGCCUGAAAAGUGGGACGUCAUCAGCCGCAAGAGCUCCGACACGUCGUACACCAACCUCGUUCGGCUCAUGAUCGUCGAUGAGAUCCACCUCCUCCACGACGACCGCGGACCCGUGCUCGAGGCCGUCAUCGCGCGGACGAUCCGCCGCAUGGAGCAGAUGAACGACCCCGUCCGCCUCGUCGGCCUGUCGGCCACGCUGCCCAACUACCGCGACGUCGCCACCUUCCUCCGCGUCAACCCGUCGAGCGGCCUCUUCUACUUCGAGGCCAACUACCGCCCCUGCCCGCUUAAGCAGGAGUACAUCGGCAUCACCGAGAAAAAGGCCAUCAAGCGCUUCCAGGUCAUGAACGAGGUCACCUACGAAAAGACGCUCGAGCAGGCGGGCCGCAACCAGGUCCUCAUCUUCUGCCACUCGCGCAAGGAGACGGCCAAGACGGCCCAGUUCAUCCGCGACCAGGCCAUCGAGCGCGACACCAUCUCGCAGUUCCUGCCGCAGUCGCCGGCCAGCCGCGAAGUGCUCCAGACCGAGCUCGAAAACGUCCAGGACCCGGGCCUCCGCGACGUGAUGCCCUACGGCUUCGGCAUCCACCACGCCGGCAUGAACCGCGUCGACCGCCAGCUCGUCGAGGCCCUGUUUGCCGACGGCCACCUCCAGGUGCUCGUCUCGACCGCCACGCUGGCCUGGGGCGUCAACCUGCCGGCGCACACCGUCAUCAUCAAGGGCACGCAGAUCUACAACCCGGAAAAGGGGCGCUGGUGCGAGAUCACGCCGCAGGACAUGCUGCAGAUGCUCGGCCGAGCCGGCCGACCGCAGUACGACACGUUUGGCGAGGGCAUCAUCAUCACCAACCACUCGGAGCUGCACUACUACCUCAGCCUGCUCAACCAGCAGCUGCCGAUCGAGUCGCAGCUGGUGUCGAAGCUCGCCGACAACCUCAACGCCGAGGUGGUGCUCGGCACCAUCCGCAACCGCGACGAGGCCGUCGCCUGGCUCGGCUACACCUACCUCUACGUGCGCAUGCUGCGGACGCCCGCCCUGUACGGCGUCACCGCCGACUACGCCGACGACGACCCCUUCCUCGAGCAGAAGCGCGCCGACAUUGUCCACUCGGCGGCGGCGCUGCUCGAAAAGUGCGGCCUGCUGCGCUACGACCGCAAGACGGGCAACCUCGCCACCAACGAGCUCGGCCGGAUCGCGUCGCACUACUACAUUGCCCACGCCAGCAUGUCGACCUACCACCAGCACAUUAAGCCCCACCUGGGCAUGAUCGACCUCUUCCGCAUCUUUGCCCUAUCCAACGAGUUCAAGCACCAGGUGGUGCGCCAGGACGAGAAGCUCGAGGUGGGCAAGCUCAUCGAGCGCGUGCCCAUCCCGGUCAAGGAGUCGAUGGACGACCCGGCGGCCAAGGUCAACGUGCUGCUGCAGACGUGGAUCUCGCAGCUCAAGCUCGACGGCUACGUGCUCGCCGCCGACAUGGUCUACGUCACACAGUCGGCCGGCCGCAUCCUCCGCGCCAUCUUUGAGAUCUGCCUCAAGCGCGGCUACGCCAAGCUCAGCCACCUGGCGCUCGACCUGUGCAAGAUGGUCGAGGGCCGCCAGUGGGGGUCGAUGACGCCGCUGCGCCAGUUCAAGGGCGUGCCUGCCGACCUCGUCCGCCGCCUCGAGCGCAAAGAGUACCCCUGGAACCGGCUGCGCGACCUCGAGCCCAACGAGAUCGGCGAGCUGAUCGGCAUCCCCAAGGCUGGGCGUCUCGUCCACCGCCUGGUCCACCAAUUCCCGCGCCUCGAGCUUCAGGCCUUCUUCCAGCCCCUCACCCGUUCCCUCCUCCACGUACAGCUCACCAUCACGCCCGACUUCCAGUGGGACGAGCGCGUCCACGGCGGCGCCCAGAAGUUCUGGAUCCUGGUCGAGGACGUCGACGGCGAGGUCGUCCUCUUCCACGACCAAUUCCUGCUCCUCCGCCGCUACGCCGAGGACGAGCACACCGUCACCUUCACCAUCCCCAUGACCGAGCCGGUGCCGCCCAACUACUACAUCAGCGUCGUCAGCGACCGCUGGCUGCAGAGCGAGGUGCGGCUGCCCAUCUCGUUCAAGAACCUCAUUUUGCCCGAACGCUUCCCGCCCCACACGCCGCUGCUCGACCUGCAGCCCCAGCCGGUGUCGGCGCUCCGCGACGCCGCCGCCGAGGCCGUCUACGCGUCGGCGUUCCGCACUUUCAACAAGGUCCAGACGCAGACCUUCCACGCCCUCUACGGCGGCGACGACAGCGUCUUUGUCGGCGCGCCGGCGGGCAGCGGCAAGACGGUCUGCGCCGAGCUGGCGCUGCUGCGGCUGUGGCACGACGCCGACGCCGGCCGCGCCGUCUGCAUCGUGCCCUUCGACGCGAUGGUGGCGCCGCGGGUGGCCGAGUGGAAGGCCAAGUUUGGCGCGUACCGCGGCGGCAAGGAGGUCGUCGGCCUGUCGGGCGAGACGAGCGCCGACCUGCGGCUGCUCGAGAUGGCCGACGUGGUCGUGUCGACUCCCGAGCACUGGGACGUCCUCUCGCGCCGCUGGCGCCAGCGCAAGAACGUGCAGACCGUCGCCCUCUACCUGUUUGACGAGCUGCAGAUGAUUGGCGACUGGCGGGUCGGCCCGACGUACGAGAUUGUCGCGUCGCGCGCCCGCUUCGUGGCGGCCCAGACGCAGAAUCCGACGCGGAUGGUGGCGCUGAGCGCGCCGCUCGCCAACGCUCGCGACGUCGGCGACUGGCUCGGCGCGCCGAGCGGCAGCGUCUUCAACUUUGCGCCGAGCGCGCGAGCCGUUCCCAUGGAGGUUCACAUCCAGAGCUUCUCGAUCCCGCACUUCCCCUCGAUGAUGCUGGCGAUGGCCAAGCCGGCCUACCUCGCCAUCCUCGAGUACGCGCCCGACCAGCCCGUGCUGGCGUUCGUGCCGUCGCGCAAGCAGGCCAGGUCGACGGCCAACGACCUGCUGGCCUACGUCAUGGCCGACAGCGACGUCGACGGCGGCGGUGACGGCGAGAGCCGCUUCCUCAACAUCGAGCCCGCCGACCUCAAGCCGCACCUCGAGCGCGUCGAGGACCGCGAGCUGGCCGAGCUGCUCGAGCAGGGCAUCGCCUACUACCACGAGGCCAUGUCGCGCGGCGACCGACGCAUCGUCGAGCGCCUCUUUUCGGCCGGCGCGAUCCAGGUGGUGGUGGCGAGCAAGGAGACGGCGUGGAGCAUGCCGCUCCAGGCGCACCUGGUGCUGCUGCUGUCGCUGCAGACGUACGAGGGCAAGGAGCACCGGUACAUCGACUACCCGCUGACCGACAUGCUGCAGAUGGUGGGGCGCUCGACGAUCCCCGACGAGAGCGGCAGCAGCCGCUGCAUCCUCCUGUGCCAGGCGACGCGCAAGGACUACUUCAAAAAGUUCCUCGCCGAGGGCCUGCCGCUCGAGAGCCGGCUCAACGCCUACGCCCAGGACUUUUUCAACGCCGAGAUUGUGGCGCGCACCAUUGACGACAAGCAGUCGGCCGUCGACAUCCUCACCUGGACGCUCCUCUACCGCCGGCUGCAGCAGAAUCCGCAGGCGUACAACUGCCAGGGCCGGACGAUGCAGCACAUUGGCGACUACCUGUCGGAGCUCGUCGAGACGACGCUGGCCGACCUCGAGGGCAGCAAGUGCAUCGCCAUCGAGGACGACAUGGACGUCAGCCCGCUCAACCUGGGCAUGAUUGCCAGCUUCUACAACGUCAGCUACGUCACCAUCGACGUCUUCAACCUGUCGCUCAAGGAGCGCACCAAGCUGCGCGGCCUGCUCGAGAUUGUCAGCUCGGCCGCCGAGUUCGAGGACGUGGCCAUCCGCCAGCACGAGGACGCCGUGCUCAAGCGCAUCUACGACCGGCUGCCGCUCAAGCUCGACCGGAUCAGCUUCACGUCGCCCUACCACAAGGUGUUUGUGCUGCUCCAGGCCCACUUUGCGCGCCUGACGCUGCCGGCGGACCUCGAGGCCGACCAGCGCCAGGUGCUGGCCAAGGUGCUCAACCUGCUCAGCGCCUGCGUCGACGUCAUGUCGAGCAACGCCCACCUCAACGCCAUCGUCGCCAUGGAGCUGAGCCAGAUGGUGGUGCAGGCCGUGUGGGACCGCGACUCGCCGCUGCGCCAGGUGCCCCACUUUACCGCGGCCACGAUUGAGCGCUGCCGCGCCAAGGGCAUCGACGACGUCUUUGCGCUCUCGGACACGCUGCCGGACCUCGACGACGCCGAGCGCGACCGCCUGCUCCAGCUCGACCGGCGCCAGCUCGCCGACGUGGCGCGCUUCACCAACUCGUUCCCCUACGUCGAGGUGGGCUUCGACAUCGAGGACCGCGACGCGCUGUCGAGCGGCAACCCCAUCACGCUUCAUGUCGACCUGGAAAAGGACGUCGACGAGGAUGAUGAGGGAGCGGCGGACGAGACGGUGAUUGCGCCCUUCUACCCGAACAAGAAGCUGGCAAACUGGUGGAUCGUCGUGGGCGAUCCGGGUCGGCGGAACCUGCUGAGCAUCAAAAAGGUGACGCUCAAGAGGCAGCUGCGCGUCAAGCUCGAAUUUGAACUGCCAAAGGGUCAACACGAUACGCUCAAGCUGUACCUCAUGUGCGACAGCUACGUCGGGGCGGAUCGCGAACUCGACCUCGGUCCACUUACCGUCGUUCAGGGUGUCGAUUCGGAUGAAGAGGAAUCCGACGACGACGACGACGAGGAUGAGGAAGAUGAGGAGAAGGAGGAGGGUGGAGGACCGAAUGGCGCCACUGCCACGGCGACGGCGGAUGCCGAUCAGGAAAUGGCGGAUGCGUCCAGCUAG
This is a messenger RNA of Pseudozyma flocculosa PF-1, 6723 nucleotides long. RefSeq lists its product as uncharacterized. Gene Ontology annotation, cellular component: nucleus. The record is from RefSeq and is a predicted model, not a curated record. Bases 1 to 6723 code for a protein of 2240 amino acids. The transcript is spliced from 2 exons. NCBI's taxonomy places the organism in Eukaryota, Fungi, Basidiomycota, Ustilaginomycetes, Ustilaginales, Ustilaginaceae. Gene Ontology annotation, molecular function: nucleic acid binding; ATP binding.